CUCGUGUCAAAGGGUAAGCGGAAUGUAAACUGUGGGCCGCGGGUGUGUGAGGCCGUCCGGCGCGCUGCGGGAACCUGAGCAAGAGGAGGAGAGCGAGACGAGAUGGCGUCCUUUGGGUGGAAGAGGAAAAUUGGUGAGAAGGUCUCCAGGGUCACUUCGCAGCAGUUUGAAGCAGAGGCUGCGGACGAGAAGGAGGCCGUGGAGAGUGAGGAAGGGGGGUGGCUUCCCGCCGCGAAGCGCAGGAAGGAAGUGCUGCUUGAAGGCUGUGCUGAGAGGAGUAAACAGCUGAAGGAUGAAGGAGCCAGUCUGGCUGAAAACAAAAGGUACCGGGAGGCGAUUCAGAGGUGGGAUGAAGCACUGCACUUAACCCCCAAUGAGGCUGCCCUCCAUGAGAUGAAAGCACAGGUCCUAAUGUCUCUUCAUGAAAUAUUCCCAGCGGUACAUGCAGCAGAAAUGGCUGUCCAGUGCAAUCCACAUUCAUGGGAGUCUUGGCAAACUUUGGGACGUGCUCAGCUUGGGUUAGGAGAGAUACUUCUGGCAAUUCGAAGUUUUCAAGUAGCCCUUCACAUCUAUCCAAUGAAUCCUGAAAUUUGGAAAGAAGACCUUUCUUGGGCAAGAAUGUUAUUGGAGCAGCAGAAAGCUGCACAGAGGAUCAAGAGAAGUGAAGCACCAAAUGCGGUGACACAGUUUUCGCAGAAGUCGAUUCCGGAAGUCGACUAUGACUUUGAAAGUGAGGAGAUUAUUGCUGUUUGUGCAGCUAUUGCUGAGAAACAGAAGCAGGUUUCAGCCAAUAAAACUAUGGUGAUUGUGUCCGCUUCUGGGACUGCUGAGACCAUAACCGAGAAGGAAGAUGGGGCUACGCCACCCGACAGCUCUGCUUUUAUCAAAGCCCGAUGAAACUGUGCUUAGAGGAAUUGUUUGAGUCUUUUUGAUUGGCACAAAAAGUGUAGCCAUAGGGAUAUUUUUUCUGGCAAAAGAGCAGAACUCCUGCUUAUAAUGUAAGUCCUUCAGAUGAGGCAUGAAACAAAAGCUAAAUGGUAGAAUUUUUUCAUAAGCUAUGACUUAUAAUGUAAAGAUUAGAAUUUGAGCAAAUGUUUUUUGAUAAAUAAACUUAAUCCAAAUGUGUAAUUGGACACAUUUUAAUGAUGCAGCUUGAAAAGUGUGUUUGUGUGCAGCUGGUAACUUGAUGGUAAAUGUUAUUAAAAUGUGGACUUAUCAACUUUUGUUUUAUGGAUAGUGUUUGGCUUCUUUCUGUCUUAGAAAUAAACUAUUACUGUUUUAUUUUUAUUGUUUCUCUAGAGUAUGUGUAUCACAAAGUUUGAGUGUUUUUGAUACUAAUUUUGGUUUAAAGUUGUCAUUUCAUUAUAUGUGGAAUCUUUGAAAGUGUGACUGAAAAUGCAUGAAAAUGUGUGUCUUCUCAGCUUUUUCUAGUUUUUGGUUUGUGCUUCUGUAACAAUAUUGAUUUUAUCCUUCAAUAUUUGCUACGAGUUUAAAGUACUGUUAAAUGUCAGAAUGAUUUUUUAAAAUUUUUAUAGUAAUUAGAGUAGUCCUAACCACAGUGAGUAAUUUUUGAAAUCUCCAGUUUUAAAAGAAUGAUGUUAUGGAUGUAGUAUUAAAAUUAUGCCACUUAGUUUUCCCAGUCAAAAAGCAUUAUUUUUUUCUUAUUUUUGAAACUCAGAAUACUUCUUGCUUCUGAAUUUGCAACUGAUGAUUUAGAAUUGUUUUUUCUGGUAACUUUUUUUGGAAUUAUUCAGUGAAAUGAGAAAUAAUUAUUAGAAUUCUAGUAGUUACUUUCUUUCUAGGAAUAAAAAAUGUAGUUAGUAUUAUAAUGAAAGUUAAUGAAUUUUAUUACAAAAUCAUAGAAGUUGGGAUGUAUUUUUAAGUAUUGUCCUACUAGUAGGAGACUACAUUAAAGAAAGAAUUUAUAAAAACUCAUGAUUAAAUUCAUAAAUCAAGAGUGUGAUUGCUGAUGUGAGUUUUUUGUGUAUCUUAUGUGGAAUAGUAUAAUUGCAUAGAACUAUUGAAUACUAUUACUUUUGGCACUCAGGAAGAUACUAGUAUAAAAUUAAGUUAAUUUUUGUUAGAGGAAAAGUAACUACUUUUUGUAGCUGUUGAGUAUACGAAUAUAUAAGUAAUAGUCAAUUGUUAGGCAGAUUUUUGAAAAAUUUAUUUUGGUGAAAUGCUUCUUUCUUCUUCCUUUUUAUCUGAAGUUGGAGAAAUUGUUACCAUUGUUAAAUGGAGAGAUCAGUUUUGGAAUGAUAAAAAAAUUAAUGCAUUUUGUUUAAUAAAGGAAUAUUCUCAUAGAUACA
Messenger RNA from Ochotona curzoniae (black-lipped pika), 2309 nucleotides. It is a transcript of the gene TTC33, whose product is annotated as tetratricopeptide repeat domain 33. The transcript has 5 exons. The record is from RefSeq and is a predicted model, not a curated record. Lineage: Eukaryota; Metazoa; Chordata; Mammalia; Lagomorpha; Ochotonidae. Gene Ontology annotation, molecular function: protein binding. The coding region runs from base 103 to 897 and encodes 264 amino acids.